GACGAGUUCACCAAAGUUAGCUUACAAUAUAACUUUCUGUGUCUGAUCUCAGUAAGAAACCAUGGAAUUUCCAGCACCAUUAAGCUUGAAAGAUACACGAUUGUUUGAACCCUUGAAAGUGGGCUCGGUAACUUUGAGCCAUAGGGUUGUUCUGGCACCUUUAACCAGGUUCAGGGCAGAGCAGAAUGUACCACAGGAAAUCAUGGUACAGUAUUACCGUGAUCGCUCUUCAAAACCUGGAACCUUGGUAAUUACUGAAGCCAUUGCUGUUUCUCCACAGGAUGCUAACUUGAACCAACCUGGUAUUUGGGCAGAGAACCAAAUCGACGGAUGGUCACAAAUCUUUCACACGAUUCAUGAGAAUCAAUCAUAUGUCUUUGUUCAAUUGUUUUCCCUUGGAAGACAAGCAUCUCCAGCGUAUUUGAAAAGAAAUGGUUAUGACUAUGUGUCUGCCAGUGCAGGCUUAUACAAAGACGAAGCCUCUGAGAGAGAAGCCUUUGAACAUGGUUUGGCUCAAAGAGAGCUAACCAUUGAUGAAAUUCAUCACUACACUAACAAGUUUGUCAUUGCGGCUCAGAAUUCAAUCCGUGCUGGUGCUGAUGGAGUAGAGCUCCAUGCUGCAAAUGGAUAUCUGCUCAACCAAUUUUUGGAUCCUAUUAGUAACGUGAGAACAGAUCAGUACGGGGGAUCUAUUGAAAACAGGGCACGGUUUCUACUGGAAACAGUAGACGCAGUUAUUGAUGCCAUUGGUGCUGAUAAAGUAGCUGUUAGGCUAUCGCCUUUUAACGUAUUUGGCGGAAUGUCUGGUGUUGAAGAGACUCUUAUCGUGGCCCAAAAUGCCUACGUCAUUGGAGAGCUCGAGAAAAGAGCUCAACAAUCUGGUUACAGAAUUGCGUACAUCUCAAUAGUUGAGCCGAGAGUAAUUGACUCGAACUUGGAAGGUGACUCAGAUAUCAGUCAAGGUUCUUUCAUCUCAACCGACUUCAUAUACUCCAUAUGGAGAGGCGUCGUUAUUAAAGCUGGUAAUUUUGCGCAUCAUCCAGAGCUGAUUAGAGUGGAAACUGAUAAGCCUCAAACAUGUAUUGCGUACGGGCGAGUCUUCAUAUCCAAUCCCGAUCUUCCUGAUCGUUUAUACAAUGGAUGGCCACUGGCAAAGUACAACCGUGAUACGUUUUACACGUCAGAAGAUGAAGGUUAUAACGACUAUCCAUUUUACUCAGAAUAAUAUAUGUCUCGUC
This is a messenger RNA of Williopsis jadinii, 1238 nucleotides long. RefSeq names its product alkene reductase. Gene Ontology annotation, molecular function: NADPH dehydrogenase activity; FMN binding. Lineage: Eukaryota; Fungi; Ascomycota; Saccharomycetes; Phaffomycetales; Wickerhamomycetaceae. The record is from RefSeq and is a predicted model, not a curated record. The coding region runs from base 62 to 1225 and encodes 387 amino acids. The transcript has a single exon.